Molecule: messenger RNA, 2389 nt
Organism: Poecile atricapillus (Black-capped chickadee)
Lineage: Eukaryota; Metazoa; Chordata; Aves; Passeriformes; Paridae
Product: histone H2B.1, sperm-like
Exons: 2
Coding region: 1963-2331 (122 amino acids)
Molecular function (GO): protein heterodimerization activity
Source: RefSeq, a predicted model, not a curated record
CUGGAGCAGGGGCUGUGCUGCCUGGGCUUGGGAUCCCCGGGAAAGGACCGGGAGCUCCGGGAUGGGAGAUGUGUGCUCUGGAGCAGGGGCUGUGCUGCCUGGGGCCGGGGAUCCCCGGGAAAGGACCGGGAGCUCCGGGAUGGGGGAUGUGUGCUCUGGAGCAGGGGCUGUGCUGCCUGGGGUAUGUUCUGCACUCAGAGGAGCCCACUCACACCCCAAAUAUCGGGUGUUUUCUGGCCCCUGCCAGGACAGCAGAUCCUGCACCCAAGGGAAAUCCCUCCCCAUGACCCCACUCGGCAGGGUCGGUCCUGCUCCCACCCCUGGGUGCCCCCCCAGACUCUGCUCACGCCGGUGUUCACUGAAACCCCAGAACCCUCCUAAAAUUAAUGCAGAAUAAACCACACAGGAAUUCCCCCUGCAACACCCGGGCACCCCAGAACCAGAGCGAGCCUUGGGCUACUUCCAUUGCUCUGCACACGGGGAGACCCUCAGGGUGGGGGGCUACAGGAUAUUCUGAGGAGGGGAGGAUGUGAUUGAGAGGGGAACAAUUCCUUCCCGGGGGGUAUCCUGGACCCAGCAGAGUCCCCUCUCCAACACAGGGUGUGAAAGCAUCACAUCCUGCACCUAAGGAGAGACACCCUCAGCAGAGCACAGGGUGCUAAGGGGCUUCAUUCUGCACCUGGAAAGACCCCCAGGAUGAGGGGCUGCAGGCUGCUGUCCCCCCCGGAGGAAUCUUCCUUCCUGGGGUCUAUCCUGCCCCAGGGGAGCCCCCCACACGCUUCGUACAGAGUGCUAAUGGGUCACAUUCUUCAUCUGGAGAGACUCCCUCUCCCCACCUGAGGGGCAGGCUCUGCACUGGGAUGUGCUACAGGGUCACAUCCUGCACCCUUUGGAAUCUCCAUCCCGCAGCAUGGCUGGAUCCCACACUCAGGGGACACCUUCUCCUUCCCUUCUCCCCGGUACAGAUCCUGCAUCCCAGCAUCCCCCACCCUCUCCACGUUGUCCUGGGACACCCAGCCCCACCCCGUAUCCUGCAGGGAAAGAUGCUGCACCCCAAAGAACCCCCACAAACACCCAGCAGGGUGGGGGGGCUGCACCCGAGGGAUUCCCCCCUCAAAAACUCAUCUCCCUGAGGAUGGGGUCACAUCCGGAACACACUGACCCCCUUUUGCUGUACCCGAUGUCACAACCAUCACAGAACAGGGUUCUGCACCGGGACCCCUGCCAGGACAGAUCCUGCACCCAGGGUAACCCCACCCCACAGGGUCAGCUCCUGCCCCCAGCAUCCCUGAGUGUCCCCCAGACCCUGCUCACUCUAGUACUUGGUGAAACCCUGGAACCCCCUCAAAUUAACGCAAAAUAAACCACAUAAAAAGUCCCUCACACAUCCAGCAUGGCAGACUAAUUACAUUAAUUAUACUAAUUAGGGCAAUGGGGCUGGGGCGGGGGGGACCUGAGAGCAAACGCAGCCUCACCUAAAAGAAUUUUGGGCAAGAAUGGCUGGUUUGAGUGUAGGAGACAGGGUGCAGCUGUGAGGUUGUCCCUGUCCUUGUCUCCCUCUCCAUCCCCACCCGUGCAGCUGCGUGGGGCCCUCCCCUCCCCUCGCAGCUGGAGGCAAUGAUCCCCCCUGGUUAUAGGCAGCAGACACCGGCUCCCUCUCUGCUCCUGGGGGAGGACGAGACUGGAGGAGCUCUCAGAGGUGAGCUGGGAAGAAAACUCUCCUAAAAUAUCUUCUUUGCAUUUCUGGUGUGUUUAGCUUUGCAGAGGGGGUGGCUUCUGGCCUUCUUUAUGUAGUGCACUGAAUAGCUUUGGUGUUAUUGUAGGUGCCUAUUUUGUCUGAUGCUAAUUAGUGCCCUGGCAAGGACAGGGUGAGGGCAGCAGUGUGUUCAGCCCCUGAGUGGUUUUCUCUCGGCAGAGGUUUUGUAGCCACGGGAAGUGUGUGUGUAACCCCAGCACUGAGCGAUGGAGCCAGGACCCCCUGCCCUGCACGGCCCCUUCGGUGCUGCUGCCCUCCCUGAGCCCCCGGAGGCAGCAGAGGGAUGUGCCUGGCAGAGCCUCCGCUGCCUCCGUGUCCACAGACAGAAGAAGAAAGUGGCUUAUUUUGCCCGUAUCUGCAAGCUCCUAAACCAGAAGUCUUCUACUGGGGAUUCCUGCCUGGUGGCUUCUGUGCUGGCCUGGCUGGACAAUCCUCAGCUCCUCGGGGAUGUGGCCCUGGAGGCCUCUCGGCUGUCCCGCUAUGGCAGGAGGAGCCACCUUGGCCACCGUGAAGUCCUGCUGGCCGUGAAACUGGUGCUGCUGCGUGAGCUCUACAAGCCUCCUCCAGGAUCUUGAACCAUGAGCUGAGGCAGGAUGGAACAGUCUUUGUAAUAUUUUAAUGUGGUUUUGGUAA